CUACAGCUCACUGUCCAGAGCCGGGACAGAACCAGCGGCGUGUGUUCAUCUUAACUCGACUUUUCAAACUUACCGGAUGGAGCGGGACCGGGGAGCACCUGCCUCGCGACAAAGCGGCGGUUGAAAUCUCAGAGGUGUUACCGGCGGCUCCACGGAGCGGUCCCGUCAUGGCCCACAGCGGCUCCGGGUCGCUGCUGUGCCGGCGGAACGCGCGGCUGGACUCGUUCCUGCAGCGGAAGCUGGAGCGGAGGGUGUACGAACGGAUCCGGGGUUACGAGCCGUGCGUGGUGCUGUCCGAGUCCAUCAACAAGGUGUACAUGCACGUGGUGCUCAGCGACGAGUGCGUGUACCUCACCGAGUACUCGCCGCGCACUCUCACGGCGGCCGUUAGCUUCAGGCGCGUGCGUUACAUCGAGCUGGUGAACGACCUCCCAGAUUUCCUCAGUGGGAAGCAUCAGGAACACUGCCAGCACAUACGGAUCGUCUACGUCACCAAAAAACCUGCAGCGAAGCAACGCAAUUGGUUAAAGAGAGACAAGAAAGAGGGCCUUCCUCCUGCAGCCCCGCCCUCUCGCAGAAACAGCCACUGUCCUGAAAUAACAAGCACAUUACAAGGAUUUUCCACAGAGAGCAGCCAAUGGAGGAAGGAGGAGCUCCCCCCAGUGUUAAAGUACACCCGCUCAGCCUCAUGCCCAAACCCAGAGACUCUCGGCCUCAUAAGAGUCCCGCAGCCUCCCCCCUUUUACUUCCCCUCAGUCUCACCUGCCUCAUCGCCAUUGCUCUCAGAGAAAAGCCUGAAGACCCUCGAGAGUGGUCAGUUACAAAGGAGGAUCGGUUCGGUCCUGUCACGCCUGCUGAGACGAGGCUGCGUGGACAGCGAGGAGGAGCGGGAGGCGGAGCUCCACCUGUACGCCGUCUCAGAGACGUCCAGACUUUACCUCCACCUGCAGAGCUUGUGGAACAGCUUCAGUAUUAGGUCCACCCUUUUGUUAGAUCCGCUCUACAGAAGGAGGAACUGCGUUUCAUUGUCUGCUCCUGCCAUCAGCUGGGAGCGGACGGCUCACCUAUUUGGCCAGCUGAGCUCCGAGCUCCUGCAGGACGGGAUCAGCGUGGAGAGUAUGUACCUGCUGCUGCAGGAGCUGAGGACCGCCGCGCACCGCAGCAUUACGCUGCGCCAGCUCUUCUGGAGGUCCAGUGAGGUGUGUACUUUCCUGCUCUGCACUCUGGAGGGAUGUCUUCACGGCCGCCAGAGCCUCGGUGGACUCUACACAGCAGAUCAGCUCCUACUGAGCUCUCUGAUUGUUGACACGCUCGCCAUCAUGUUCAGAGAGACGGAGGUCGAAGCUGCCAGACUCAGCCUGCUCUCUGCCAAAAAAGGUGCUCUGGCCUCCCGAAUGCUGCUUGCCUUAAUAUGUGACCCUCAGCCACAAACUCACAGCGGAGGAUCUCUGACGGACUCAGAGGUGAGCUGCUCUCUGCUCACAUCAAGUGUCUUUCAUGUGCCUUCGAUGCAUUAAACCUUGUGCCUCUUACAGCUUCAGGCCUUACUCGCUGAGUAUCUGGACACCGCCGCCUCUCUGCUCUUUGAACUGCUGCUCGUAGGCCACGUGACCAGCAGGUGUGUCUCUGCUGACAACUUCCUGUCUGUUGGUUGGAUCCUCAGAGUCCUGCAGCCUCAUCCCCACCUGCUCUCCUUCAUUGGUUACCAGGUCCAACAAGUGGUGUUGGUUCUGACGGGCCUGCAAGUGUCGGUCCUCAGUCCCGUUCAGUCCGUCCUGCUGUUCCAGCGCCUCCACCUCCUGCUGGCCUGUCUGCAGUACAACAGCCAGCUGGCUCAGCACCUGCGCUCGCAUUUCAGAGAGGAGUUCAGAUACUCUGUGAUGCCGUCGGGCUCUGAAGUGAAGCUGCCACCUCACUAUCCUAUCAGCAGACCCACUCUGAGGCUUGUCGAGCACAUUCGAACUCUUAUGCUGCUCAGGUGACUGAACACCAGCGUGCUCCUAGCCUUCACUUUACACACAGGCAUCCUCAGUGAAGGAAGCAGGAUUUGGAGUCCUCGGGAUGCUCUGCUUAAAGUUUCUGGAUUAUUAUUUAUCACAGACAUCUUACUGUUAGACAGAGAGAUGGAGAUAUAUGCUUGGCCUGUAAAGACUGUUCAAAUGAUGUGCACUCCUAAUAACCUGAAGCUGUUUUAAAUGCAACUUUUAUUUAGUUCUGUACUUGGCUUUCCUAAGCACAUAAUAAAGGAACCACCGUGAGGGACUCCAUGGUUUGAAGCUGUCUGCCCAUCACCAUUUUGAUUUCCUGAAGCCAGAAGUUAACUUCUUGGACCGUCUGUUUAACUUUUUAUUUCAUUCUUUUAAUUUUUAACACAGAAAGACAACAUUUGCUGAUAUAGGACCAUUCAGUUUAAAAUAAUACAAACAAAGCUCCCCUCAAUUCAACUUCUUUAUAUAAUUUUGGUUCUUUUGGCUAAAAUAGAUGUUAAAAUGUUUUAGUCCACACAUAUUAGUCUUACUGGGCAAUAGCUAGUACAAUGCAUAAUAGAGCAGGGCAAUAUGACCAAAAAUAUUUAUCACGAUAUACAUUUGAAAAUUUGCGAUAACGAUAUAUCUGACGAUAUAAUUGACAAUAGACAAAAUACUUUACAAUUCCACAACUUUAUUAGUGCAAAAAAAAAAAAUCAAUGUAUUUUCACUUAAACAAGCAGCUGUUUUUUAUGUGCAUUAAAGUUAUAUAAAAAUUUAACAGUGCAAAUUCCUUGCUGACAGUUUAACCAAAAGGCAUUUCCAGUGGAAAUUGGCCGACAUAUUCUCAGCAUAACCAUUUAUAAUAUCCACAAAACUUAAAAAGAGGUUAUCCACACUCAAUACGGUAAUAUUAUGUUGAAGCACAGUACGUAUCACUCCGCAGGCUCCUGCCUACGAUAGCCGUAAUGCUUCGACAAUCCAUCAAGCGGUGCGGCUUCGUAGCUUAGCAAAGUCGUACUAAAACAUUUGACAGAUUUUCGAGCGCCAUGUACCACAUAAAAUCGUUUCGAGGUCAGUAAACACAACCAGAAUUCAUACAUAAGGCACACAGGAUUAUAAGGGGCACUGUCGAUUUUCAGAUUUUAAGUGUGCAGUAUUUUCCAAAAAACACGGUAAUAACGACGGCCCGCUAGUAUGCUCUACCAAAAAUAGUGCUUUGUUGUGUAUCUGACGGACGAAAGCUAAACCAGUUCCACACCACUGAAGUUUUCGCAUUUUUAUAAACCAAUUCUGGUUCAUCCGUUUCAUUUAACGAUCCGCUUUCGCCCUUCUCAUUCUCCGUCGCCGCCAUACUUUUUCCGCCAUGUGCGUAUGAAAACAAAGGCACUGCGCAUGCGCGUUUUACCCAUAUUCUAUCGCGAUAUUUCAUUUUCUUAUCGUUGCCCAACAUUAUACCGCUAUUACUGUGAACGGUAUAUGGCCCAGCCCUAAUGCAUAGGAUCUUUUCCUUCCUUAUGCAUGACUGUAAUAAUUACAUCCAGCCAUGAUUUUGGCGGCUCUCCUGAGUUUAGUGUAGAGUUAUAUACUUUGCAUAAUAUGGGGGUUUAUUUAUUGUUUUUAAAUUUAGCAUUGACUCUUUUAUUUUAUUUCAGCUUCUGUGAUAGGUACUACUAAUUUAGUUUCUUCCAUCUUUGACAUUUUAGCCAAUUUAAGGGGUUUAAGGAACUCUAAUUUUUUUUGUUUCUGAGGUUUUUGUGCUUCCUUCUUUACAACUGUCUGUAAUAUUUUACAUAAGUACUGAAUAUUUCUUUAGUUUGAGUUUCAAUUCUGGAUUUCUGAUCUUAGGAACUGUGCUUUUCUGAGCUGAAACGCCAAUAACAGUUUUUAUUAAUAUAUCUGAGACCCUCUUCUGUCUUGUAUGGUAGUAGCUCAUCUAAUUGUUGUCUAGCUUCUUUUAGCUUUUUAAAUGUAUAUUGUUUAUGUUCUCUCUCUAGUCUUUUUACUUUAUCUUUAAAUUGUCAUUUGAUCUUAUAUUCAUUUUCAUAAUAACUGGGCUAUGGUCAGAAACAAUGAUUGAUUCAAUUGUCAUCUGUUUUAUCCUAUACAUGUCGUUUUUUGACAUGAAAAGUCUACCCUUGUGUACCUUCCAUGUAUUUGGGACACGAAUGUAAGAUUUCUGUUGUUAGGAUGAAAAUGACACCAGACAUCCACCAGUUCCAGUUCAGUCAUCAUACCUAGUAGGUCAUUUUGGACUGAGGUUUUAUUAUUACCAGUAAUAUGUCUAGUUUAGUAUUCAGAGUACAAAUUAAAAUCUCCUCCCCUAAGUAUAAUUCCUCCUCCUUUAUCUGCCACAAAAGGUGCAAUCCCUUUUAAAAAGUGCAGUCUUCAUUUUGGGCUUACACAUUUAAAAUUUUUAUUUUUAUGCCUGCUAUUGUUCCAGUUACCAUGACAAAACGACCUUCAUGAGAUGCUCUAUCUCAGGUAGGUGAGUUUCUUGGAUCAAGGCUACAGAGCACUGCAAUUUCUUUAGGCUUUUUUCUCUUGAUUGGAUUCACCAGUGUGUGAAUGUGUGUGUGAAUGGGUGAAUGACUGAAUGUAGUGUAAAGCGCCUUGGGGUCCUUAGGGACUAAAUAAAGCGCUAUACAAAUACAGGCCAUUUACCAUUUAAUGAUUCUGCUUACAUUAUAAUUUACAAAAUUUAAAUAAGUCAUAAUCUCUGUACAAUAAUAUAUGCUUCCCUUAUUUAAACAAUAAACAUAUUUAACUGUCUAA
Pelmatolapia mariae (spotted tilapia) is the source of this 4742-nucleotide messenger RNA. It is a transcript of the gene lg17h12orf56, whose product is annotated as linkage group 17 C12orf56 homolog. The transcript has 13 exons. The record is from RefSeq and is a predicted model, not a curated record. NCBI's taxonomy places the organism in Eukaryota, Metazoa, Chordata, Actinopteri, Cichliformes, Cichlidae.